Molecule: messenger RNA, 1956 nt
Organism: Haliotis rufescens (red abalone)
Lineage: Eukaryota; Metazoa; Mollusca; Gastropoda; Lepetellida; Haliotidae
Product: peroxidasin homolog
Exons: 13
Coding region: 64-1893 (609 amino acids)
Biological process (GO): response to oxidative stress
Molecular function (GO): peroxidase activity; heme binding
Source: RefSeq, a predicted model, not a curated record
UACCUACUCGAGUCAUCACUGCAGGUCCGGACGUGACACGAACACAGACCGUUGAGAAUUAAAAUGUUUCUGGUUCUGUUAGUGUGCGCUGGGCUUUGGCUCGGAGAGGCCUCAGACAGAGAUGAUCUUCAGCGUGAGCUGGAGACGGUGGCGGAUGGUGAACGUCAGUUUCAAAAGGGAAGCAAGUUAGGGGGCAUUCUGGCCCGGGAGCAAGCCCGCUUGAGCAUGAGACUCACCACAGAGUGUAAGGACACGUUCACCUACCGACCGCUAGAUGGCGUCUGUAACAACCUGAAAAAUCAAGGAUGGGGAGCGCCCCUACAAGAGAUGAGGAGGAUCCUCGAUCCAGAAUAUGAUGAUGAUCAUGCUAAACCUCGCGCGUAUGGAAAGGAUGAAAAUCUCCUACCCAGCGCCAGGAAGGUCAGCACGGAGUGCUUUCCCUUUGAUAGCAAGUAUACAGAGGACAAGCCCUUCUCCCAGAUGGUGAUGCAGUGGGGGCAGUUCCUGGACCACGACAUCACGGGCACGCCAGGGACUGGAGGUUCUGACUGCUGUGCGGACAUGGAUGGGGACGGACUACACCCGGACUACGAGACGAACGGUCCCUGUUUCCCAAUUCAAAUACCAGCAGGUGAUCGCAAGUUUGUAAACUGCAUGGGUUUCAGUCGCUCCCUGCCGGCUCGUCCUACUGCAGAGGACUGCCGACGUGAACAACUGAACGUUCUCACCUCCUACAUCGACGCCAGCAACGUCUACGGUAGCUCCAUAGAAGAAAGUUCCAAUCUGCGGACCGGUGCCGGAGGUUUACUGGUUACCUCUGAAGGCAAUAUGCUACCUAUAUCCGACAAAACCUUUUGCGUCAAGAGGGGCGGCCAUUCUUGCUACAAUGCAGGUGAUUUCCGGGUGAAUGUGUUCCCAGGCCUAACAGCCAUGCACACCCUGUGGGUGCGCGAACACAACCGUCUGGCCGCCGGCCUGGCCCGCGUCAACCGUCGCUGGUCGGAUGACAAAUUGUUCCAGGAAGCCAGGAAGAUCGUCAUAGCCUCCAUGCAGCACAUUACAUACGAUAACUGGCUGCGGAAAGUCCUCGGGCCAUUGAUAUACGAAUACUUUGACGUCUUUGGUAACUACAAGUACAACGCAAGCGUCAACCCCGGGAUAUUCAACAGCUUCGCAACAGCAGCCUUUAGAUUUGGUCACUCCCAGAUAGCUGGACACUACGGCGUGAAGCACAAUAAGCAUAUAGACAUACGCCACUUGUUCAUGGACACCUCGUACGUUGCCGACGGACUCGAUGACGUCAUUCUUGGUCUGCUCCGAGGUCGGAGCCAAAAGGCCGACACACACAUCUCUGAAGGUUUAACUGAUCACCUGUUUGAAAACACUGCCACUCCGGGGAAGAGCCUUGACCUUGUAGCGCUGAACAUCCAGAGAGGGCGAGACCACGGUCUUCCGCCGUACAUUGACUUUCUCGUGAAGUGGACAGAGGACAUUAACAAUCACGACUCCAUCAUCGAGAGGCCUGGGGCCCCUCUCUGUUCUCUUGGCCUCUACGAUAGCUUCAACGACGUAGACUUAUUUCUGGGCGGUAUGGAUGAGCCCCAUCUGAAAGACGCUAUGGUUGGACCAACAUUUGGUUACAUAUUAGCUAAACAGUUCUACAACUUGCGGGUCGGAGAUCGAUUCUGGUACGAGACAAAAAACAGAACCCUUGGAUUUAGUGAUGAUCAGUUAGCUGAGAUUCGUAAAGUGAGCUUAGCCCGAGUGAUGUGUGAAAACAGUGGACUCAGAAGAAUUCAAGUAGACGUCUUUAAACUUCCAAGGAGAAAGGGUAACCGCAUGACGGCAUGCCGGAGACUGCCUCAAAUCAAUCUCUCGAAAUGGAAGGAGUGACCUCCACAUAUAUCAAAUACUACUUGUGUUCGUCAAAUACUUAUUAAAAUGUGCGAAGCAAUA